CUUUAUCCGCGCCUGCUCCGCCAUGUCCUCCCCAUCCAACCCCAAAGCACAGCCCGCUGCUGAGGGGUCGUCGCUGAAGCGGAAACGCCCCGCCGCUUGCGUGCAUUGUCACCAGCGCAAAGUCCGCUGUGAUGCGCGGAACGUCGGUAUUCCGUGCUCCAACUGCCGGUCGUCGGGGAAGAGCGAUUGUCGCAUUCACGAGAAGAAGAAGCGGACGCUCUCCCGAUCCCUUCAGCAUCCCGUCCCCAUUCGAUGUGCCCCGUUACCUCCCGCAAAUGGUGCAGCUGCUCCAAUUGUGGCAUCAAACCUCCCGGCGAGCAGGCUGUCGCAGCCUACCUCAUCACCUACCUCCCCGAAUACUCCCUCAACAACAACACAAAAUGCGCUUAAAAACCCUCCAACGCCGCAGUCGUUUCUGGAAGGGAUUACGCCCGAGUCACAGGCUGAGGAAGAUGAUACCCGUAGGCUUGAGAGACACCUGGUUCAAAUCUUGGAUGAGGAGGACCACCAUCGCUCGAUCAAGAGGGGUGUCAGAGUUAUAUACGUUGGCCAAGAUGUGUCAAAUAUCAACUUCCUCUUUCGACAGCAGCACAGCGACCGAAACGAUCAGGUCUAUCACUUCCCGGCAAACGAAAUCUCGAAGCACUGCAUGAACAACGGAUUAGAGCAGAUUCCCAGGGAUGCCUUCGUCCUUCCCGACCAACAACUCGCGGACGAGUUGGUGGAUGCUUACUUUGCCCAUGUCAACCCCGGCUGCCCGAUAAUCGACGAGGACGUGUUUAUGGCACAAUACAAAAGUCGAGAUCCCUCAGACCCUCCGUCGCUGCUGCUUCUUCAGGCCAUCCUCCUUGUAGGCGCGCAUGUGUCUCGUCCUCGCCCACAACGCGAUUCGCUAAAGACCGCCUUUUUCCGCCGGGCUAAAAUAUUGUUCGAUUCGCGCGUUGAACGGAAUCGGGAUAUUCUUGUCCAGGCAGCCCUUCUUCUCACCUGGUAUUCCGAUCCUGUUGAUGAUGACGUCUCCGCAAACGCUCACUACUGGGUUGGGGUGGCUGCCAGAAUUGCAACGGGCUUGGGAAUGCACCGCAAUGCGAGCUCUAGCAGGAUGGUGUCGAUUGAUAAGCGCAUGUGGCGGCGGGUUUGGUGGAUCUUGGUUCAGUUCGACGUUAUGGUAUCCCUAUUGUAUGGGAGACCUCAGGCUGUCAACUUGGAGGAUUGCGAUGUUCAGCCUCUUACUGCGACGGAUUUCGAAGGUUGUGGGUGCCGCGUUCAAAUUGAUUAUGUGAUACACUAUACCGAGCUUUGCACCAUGAUUUCGUUCAUCGUGAAAGAAAGAUUUGGGUUGCGAGUCAGUCCCGAGCGGCGGAAGGCCGUUCUCAACGAGGCGGAUAAAGCACUUGCGAAUUGGUCGCUUAUGCUCCCAGAUUCGGUUCGAAUGUCCUCUGCCGACUCCGGUUCGUGGCCGGCUCUCCUCCAUCUGACCUAUAAUAAUUUCCUGAUUUUGCUUCACCGCCCUCACCCUCGAGCUUCGGCGUAUUCGGAUGAUUACGGCCCUAACGAUGCUGAGAUAUGUAGCGCAGCUGCCGGCGUCAUUGUCUCUAUCUUCGAGGAUCUGAGAGAGAAGGAUCGGUUGAAAUAUUUGUGGAUUUCAUCGGUCAACGCCUUAUUCACAGCGAUGAUUCAAGUACGGGUGGAACUUCGAUUUUCAAACCCUGUACUAGCAAUCAACGGCCUUCGUCGAUUCGAUUCAACACUCGCCUCGCUUCGCAUUCACGCAGAAUACUGGCUCAACGCUGAGACGAUCCUGCGCCUAUUUGAGAGUUCAAAACGCCUGCAGCGUGACAUCCAGGAUGUCAAGAUACGACACUCCACCUACAAAUCGAAGGACGUGGAUCACCAUCAUCAGCAACGAAAACAUCCAGAGCCAACCAGUCCUGGGGCAGAUUCACAAUCAGCCCCACCACGUGUUAAUGAUAACAUCUGCCCACCCAAUGGCCUUCAGUUCGAUGACCGUAUCAAACUCUCUCCCUCAUCCACGCCAAUCCAGCAUCCCGCUCCCGUCGUUGACCACAUCGGAGUAACGAACCAGAUGACGAGCGGACCCGGCGGCCCAGCCGAUUGGCGACAACUCUUUUCGUUUGGUGACUCCGAGCAGGCUAGGCCAAUUGUCAUGGAGGACCUGACGGACAUGGAAGAUGAGUGGCGUGAAUUAUACCUGCAUGAGCCGGGCAUGUCGGAUUAUUUCCAGGACUCGUCCUGGAUGCAGCCGUUGUGAGAAAGCAAAGCAACUGACUACUACUAUAUGACAGUUUUCUUUAUGAUGUUGCUAUCACAUUUACCCCUGGCAGCAUUCUUCUUCCCACUCUAGAAGGAGAUGUCAAGACUCUUUUUGAUAGGACGGUAUGCAAUAACCCGUCAACCACUACUCGAGCGAGGGCGAGGGACUGCGCAUAUUUGAACUGUUUGAACAAUCCAUCGCAAACCCCAAAAGCCCUCCCAGGGUUGGACAAGUCGUGAUACUGCUGGCGGAAGAAACUCAUCUCUUUUUCAGAAAUUUCUAUUUCAUCAUGUCCGUCAAUAUCAAAUCAAAUCCGGAUUGUUGCUCCAACUGAAAAAGAAGGUGGUUCACAACCCACACGCGACGCACUCACUCACGCAAUACCCACUUUUAAUGGGAAUGUCAGCCCACACGCACAAACGCGUUCUGUCAACGUUGGAUUUGCCAAAGAAACGGGAUAUUUUCGCCGAUUAUUUAACAUCACCGACUGCUUAUGCAGGACACCUUCCCGAAGCGAUCAAGCUGGGUAUGCUUGUAUCAACGUCCGCCCGCAAGAAAAAGGCGUGGGACGUACCAUUCGGACGAGGUGGAGCGGCGCCGUUCACAAACCGCAAUAACAUAUCCUUUGCAAAUUUCAACAGUGUACCACCAUUAUUAUCUGUUAUUAUUAUCACUAUUUUUAUUUUCUUCCUGGAGCGUCGGCUUCUUGUUUCUUGAAUGAAGGCACAGGAGGGUUCGGCGCACUGGUUUAUGUUUAUUAUCAAACUAGGGCUACAGGACUAUAUCUAUAUUGCUAUUUGAGAUGAAUAAAAUGGCUAUACUGAAUAUUUUAGAUUUAUAUGUACAUACAACUUUUUUUUCUACGGGGUGGUUCUUGUUCGCUUUGAUAGUCUAUUUUUAAGGCUGCUAUUUAGACAGGAUGAAUAGCUAACUUAACAGUUAGAUAGUUAUUUUUAAUAAUAAGUUCCGUUAUAUCUUUCU
Molecule: messenger RNA, 3256 nt
Organism: Histoplasma capsulatum G186AR
Lineage: Eukaryota; Fungi; Ascomycota; Eurotiomycetes; Onygenales; Ajellomycetaceae
Product: acetamidase regulatory protein
Exons: 5
Coding region: 23-2272 (749 amino acids)
Biological process (GO): regulation of DNA-templated transcription; DNA-templated transcription
Molecular function (GO): zinc ion binding; DNA-binding transcription factor activity, RNA polymerase II-specific; DNA binding
Source: RefSeq, a predicted model, not a curated record